Molecule: messenger RNA, 3488 nt
Organism: Scophthalmus maximus (turbot)
Lineage: Eukaryota; Metazoa; Chordata; Actinopteri; Pleuronectiformes; Scophthalmidae
Gene: phldb3
Product: pleckstrin homology-like domain, family B, member 3
Exons: 15
Coding region: 568-2382 (604 amino acids)
Source: RefSeq, a predicted model, not a curated record
CGCGCCAGUGCCCAGAAUAGAGAUCUGGUGUCGGUGCGGGACAGCUCAGUUCACCGGCCGGGACGUUUGUGAAAAAAAGGGACCUGUGCUUUUUUAAAAUUUAUUUGCCAACAACACAACACACACAUCCUCUGGCUGCGGUGUCCGCCUCCGUCGUCGCCCUCCUCCUCCUCCUCCUCCUCCACAUGCUUCCAUACCAGUCCAACCUUCACCUGUUGACGCCGACAAGCUGCUCUUAUACUGACCUGUGGACGGGUUUUUGUUUGUUUGUUUGUUUUUAAUCCUGGGGAGGCAUUGAUACAGAAAGAAACAAAACACCGCCAGAAGCUGACGAGGCUCAGAUCCACAGAGAAAAGCCAACCGGUGAAGUGGAAGCCCGGACUUUUUUUUACGCGUGCCAGACUCUGCGCGCCCGCACACGAGAGCGCAUCAAGACAACGUUUGGGUUGGAUCGUUCCAGCGGGUUUUUGUUCGACUCUCCGGCAGUUUCUGUUCCACGGCGCCAUGGAGAGGAGGAGCCGCGGCGGCCGUCGCUGAGCUCGGAGCACGUUUCCCCAGUCUUUAGAAAUGCCCCAACACAACAUGGACAGCCCCAGGAGCCAGUGGCCACAGGCGCUGCAGUCGCCGUGGAUCGCCAGAGUUGCCGGCAGCCAGAGUCCCGCCUCCUCGGGGGCGGAGUCAGACACAGAGAGCAGCAGCACGGAGAGCGAGAAGUCCUGCAUUAAAAAGCUGGAGGUGGGCUCAGUGAGGGUCCUGCGUUCGCCCUCAAUGCUCAAACAGCGAAUCGCAGAGAUCGACCAACAGAAGGAGGAACUGAAGAUUGAGCUACAGCUGGAGAUCGCCCUGCUGCAGGGCGAGCUGCAGACGGAGGAGAAGCAGCUGCACAGGCACACACAGAAGCUGCAGGCGCUCCAGCAGGAGGCCAGACCAAAAGAGAGGCAAAGACACACCAACAAACAGAAGGAGCGGGAGCGUCUGGAGGCGGAGAGUCGCAGGGUGCAGGAGCUGAAGAGGAGGUGUGAGGAGAAGGAGAAGCUGAUCCCCAGUCAGCCCGAGAGCCAGAGAGAACAGCUAACCCUGCAGCUGCAACAGGAGAAAGAGGUGAUGGAGGCGGCAGUUCGGGCCUUCGAGGACUGGGAGUUCAGUGUUCUGGAGCGAGAGAGCAGCAUCGAAGAGGAGGACGAGAGCGCGGCUUCGGCGGGAGAGAAUGAAGGGAAAACGGAAAAGGAAAUCUUGUGUCAGCAGCAUGCGGUCAGCGCAGCACAGGGGCGAGUCCAGCAGCUGGAGAGACAGUUGAAGGAGAUGGAGAGAGAGAAGGAGAAGGGGCUGAACGCCUUGAGGAGAGAGAGGAGAGAACUCUUCCACACAACCCAAACGGUUCCCAAAGAAAAGAAGCCGUUCGCCGAUUGGUCGAACAUCACCGGCUCUGCCCCCUGCAUGAUGUCGCUUUCCCCCCUGUCCGUUCACAAGCCCCCUCAGGAACCAUACAAGGAAUCUGCCAGUUUGCCCAGAAGACGGAGUUCGCAUCGCAACAACAGACUCAGCGACAGGCCGGUCUCGGCACAGGUGUUGGUGCGGACGCUUCCAGACAGCCAGUCUCCAGAGGCUUUCGCGUCCCCCCCCUCCUCCCAUAGACUCAGCAACGGACACGGCAGACCUGGGACCAGCAACGGCGGUGCGCUCCUCACUCCAUGCAACAGCACGGCAAGCUCUCGCGCUGCCAGCCCGUGCCUGCUGGACCUCGUGGAGAUCGAGAAGAAACUGAAGGAAGCCAAGGCGGAGAGGGAGAGACUGCUCAGAGAGAGGGAAGAGCGCCGGCAGUUGCUGUCGGAGGAGAGAAGACGGAGGGUGCUCAACUCUCCCGUGACAGAGACCCCGGAGCCAGAGAGUCCACAAAGGCCAGAACCAAAGGAGCAGCUACAGGCCAGUUCUCCCCCAAACUCCCCCGUGCAGCGCAGCCUGCCCCUCUUCCUCUCCGCAAACUUUGACCUCCGGGUCCACGUGGAGUCUCUGGGUCAUGGGGUGACCGGCUGCGCGGACCUGCGGCUGACAUCGCGACGCUGCGCGGGCUUCCUGACCAAGCGAGGCGGGAGGGUCAAGACCUGGAAGAAGAGGUGGUUCUUGUUUGACAUGGACCACAGGCGGCUAGCCUACUAUACAGACUCUGACGAGCGGAAGCUGAAGGGAGUCAUCUACUUCCAAGCCAUAGAAGAAGUUUACUUUGACCAUCUACGAACAGCCACAUCGUCUCCACGGCCCCCCCUGACGUUCUGCGUCAAGACAUACGACCGUCUCUUCUUCCUCGUGGCUCCCAAUGCCGUGUCCAUGCGGAUUUGGAUGGAUGUAAUCGUCACGGCAACAGAUGAGCACAGCCGCUAUUGACCUCCCACACUCGACUGUCAACUCCUUGAGUGAAGCUACCGAACACUAGAGUGGUUUUGGUUUGGUUGGUUCGGCUGAGAUCCGCCUCGGGGGCUCGCUCUGCGCCUGGAUUCGUGGAUCUGUGGAUUUAAGCAUGUACGAGUCAGAGCUUAUGUGCCUGGAACAGAGUGACCCGAACCCUAUUGGAGGAAACUGUUACUGGAAGAGUGAAGCUUCAACACCAGUGUGCACGCCAUACCUGCCAACAUUUGAUUUUCAAAAUCCGGGAGAUUUGUGCGGAGGCAUGGCGGCGUGACGGGGGGGGGGGGGGGGGUAUUAUUUACAGCAAUAUUUUGAUUUCUUUGAGGGAACACCGCCUUCACCUGCCAUUAUCGGCUUGCUUUCGGGUCUGAACUUUCCGCAAAGCAUGAGCAGAGAUCAACUGUGCAACUGGGUUAUAGGUUACCAGGUUGACGUGACAAAUGAGUUAAAAAUUGUAGGUGUGUGGAUUGUGUGAAUAGGAUGCGUUUCAUACAAGAUCUGGCAACUGGUCAACAUUAGACAAACAUAUUGGUCCGAUUAUUUAUAAAAGAAUUUGGGCCAUGCAAAUUACGGGAGUUUCCCGGGAGAAAUAACAAACCGGGAGGGGUCUGGGAGAUAGGGCUAAAAAACGUGAGAAACCCAGGAAAAACGUGAGUGUUGGCAGGUAUGGUGCACGUUGGUGCGUCUUGUUACCGGGAGGUUUCACUGUUUGAGCCUGAGCUCCCACUGCUGGUCACAGUCCAGUAUUACAGGACUGGUGAGCACCACUUCACUAGGAAACACUAUAGCAGGGAAAGGAUGGAAUAAUGGCAGUGCCUGUUCAAUAUAAUGCAAUCCAAUCCAAACCUCCAGCUAUAAAUAAACCUUUGUUAGGUGUUAGUGCUGGAUUCUGUGUUGGAUUGCUUCUUUAUCAUCAGGUGUUCCCAUUUGUGUUUCCACAUCCUGCAACUUUUUUUCCAGUAAAGACUGAUUGUACAUUGCAUUUUAUUGUAUUAAGUUAUUAUCUGGAGAUUUAUAUAGGUUUCAUACGCAAAUACGUGAAGGAAUACACUGUUAUGAAUGCACUAUUAAAUGUCUAAAAGUUG